Auxenochlorella protothecoides is the source of this 1341-nucleotide messenger RNA. Its product is annotated as Altered inheritance rate of mitochondria protein 25. Gene Ontology annotation, cellular component: plasma membrane. The record is from RefSeq and is a predicted model, not a curated record. Gene Ontology annotation, molecular function: phospholipid scramblase activity. Lineage: Eukaryota; Viridiplantae; Chlorophyta; Trebouxiophyceae; Chlorellales; Chlorellaceae. The transcript is spliced from 7 exons. The coding region runs from base 1 to 1341 and encodes 446 amino acids. Gene Ontology annotation, biological process: plasma membrane phospholipid scrambling.
AUGGCAUCCCGUCAUCUCUGGCCUUUGAUCACGAGGCUGCGGCAGUCGGGUGCCAGUGCCUCCGCUCGGCCCUGCGCACUUCUUGAAGCCUCUGGCGUUCUGUCCACCGCAUUCGACACUCGGUGGAUCGGCAGCUCCGCCUCAUACAGCGCCAGGGUGCGGCGAACAGGAAGAGAUCUGGUUCCCAGGCAAGCAGGAGAUGUGGCAGCCGAGCCUGGCACGGCUGUGGAGCCCGCCGCCUCCCCCUCACUCAACCUGCCAGCCAUUCAGGCGGUGCUGCAGCACCCAGCGCUGGUGGUCACCCGCCCCAUCGAGUGGGGCACGGUCCUGCUGGGGUUCGAGCAGGCCAACCGAUACACGGUGUGCGAUGAGGCAGGGGCCGUCGUGGCCCAGCUCAUGGAGGAGGAGGGCUCCAUCGGGCGAGCCAUAGGGAGGCAGCUGCUGCGCACGCGCCGGCCAUUCACGGCCACCGUGCUCAGCGCCGAUGGGUCUGAGGUGCUGUUCCGCAUCCGCCGCCCCUUCUACUUCAUCAGCUCGACCAUGUACAUUGAGGACGGGGCUGGGGAGAAGCUGGGGGAGGUUCAGCAGCAAUGGCACCUGUGGCGACGGAACUACGCCCUCUUUGUCGGCAGUCGCCAAUUCUCAGCCAUUGGCGGGGGCUUCCUCGCCUGGGACUUUGAGCUGAAGGACGAGGCUGGUAACACCAUGGCCCUCAUCGACCGAAAUUUCCAAGGCUUUGGGAAGGAGCUGUUCACGGAUGCCGGCAAGUAUGCCAUCCACUUUGGGAGCAGUCCCGCAGAUGCGGCCCGUGAGCUUGCCACGGCGAUAGAGGCACAGCACCCCGACCGGCCGCCGCCUUCGGUCACCGCGCUCGCUCGAGUGCGGACUGAUGUCCAGGUCAUUCCCACCUCCACCGGGAACCAGCUGGUGGUGCAUCGGCCACUCAAGCUCACAGAGCGCAUGAUUGCCCUCGCAGCUGCCAUUACCAUAGACUAUGACUACUUCUCCAGACAUUCCAGUGGCGGCGGGGGCCUCCUCUCGCCCUUCAUCGUGCCGCCCAUGAUCCCCUACCCCAUGCCCGGCGGCGAUGGCGGCGCCGGUGCCGAGGGCUCGGCAGAGGGCGACCCCGGCAGUGGCGAUGGGCCAGGUGGGCAAAUGGCGUCUGGGAGUGGGCCAGACCCCGGCUCAGCUGGCGAACCUUUAGAGAGGGACCUGGGCGGCGGCGGCGAUGAGUGGGGCGGAACGGGCGACGACGCCUGGGACGGUGCCGAGUCUUUGGAUGAGGAGGGCGGGGGCGGCUUCUUCGACUCCCUGUCCGACUUCUUCGACCCUGACGAGUAG